Molecule: messenger RNA, 2642 nt
Organism: Cyprinodon variegatus (sheepshead minnow)
Lineage: Eukaryota; Metazoa; Chordata; Actinopteri; Cyprinodontiformes; Cyprinodontidae
Gene: gpaa1
Product: glycosylphosphatidylinositol anchor attachment 1
Exons: 13
Coding region: 137-1984 (615 amino acids)
Biological process (GO): attachment of GPI anchor to protein
Cellular component (GO): membrane; GPI-anchor transamidase complex
Source: RefSeq, a predicted model, not a curated record
UGUCCGUCAGAAACAAGGAAAUCGCAACGUAUUUUAAGGAGAGGCGCCCCAGAUGAAUCUCUGCAGGUGGAUGUGGCAUCUAGACUGAGGAGCCGGUGAGUGCAGACAUCCAGGAAACGUCAGCCCAGAAAGCAAGAUGGGACUUUUAUCUGAUCCCAACAGGAGACGGGCUUUAAUCAGCAUGUUGACCCGCCUUAAUACUCCCAUCUGUGUGCUGUGCUACUUUGCCGGUGUUUGCUGGUUUAUGGGAUUGGCAUUUGAACCCUUCACGUUGCGGACAUAUAUGUCGGAGAAUGCCAUGGGGUCCACCAUGGUUGAGGAACGCUUUCCUUCAGGAGAAAGAGCUCUGGCCACAGGCAGAGAGUUUGCUGCUCACAAGAAGAAAGCCGGUGGGAUGCCGGUUGAUUGGCUAGUGAAAACGAUGCAGGCUCGAGGGUUGGAGGUUUUCACCCAGAGCUUCUCUCGCACACUACCCUUUCCAGAUGAAAAUAAAGAAAGAUAUAUUGUAAAAGGUACAAAUGUCUACGGGAUCCUUCGCGCACCUCGAGCUCCACGAACAGAAGCCCUGGUGAUUAGUGCUCCUUGUAGUCCAGGUGAUCAGAACAACCAGGCCGUGGGGCUGCUGCUUGGUUUGGCUCACUAUUUUCGCAGUCAGAUUUUCUGGGCCAAGGACAUUAUCUUUCUUGUAAAUGAGCAUGAUCUGAUUGGUAUGCAGGCCUGGCUGGAAAGCUACCAUCACACCAACACUACAGGAAUGGACUGGUCUCCAUUACAGGGCCGUGGUGGUUCAAUCCAAGCAGCUCUGUCUUUGGAGCUCAGCAGUGAUGUAAUAACCAGUUUGGACAUAGUACUGGAAGGUCUUAAUGGCCAGUUACCAAAUCUGGAUUUAGCAAACCUCUUCUAUGCCUUCUGCCAGAAGAUUGGGGUUAUUUGCACCAUCCAGGGCAGGUUGCAGAGGAAUGAUUGGGACAGUGUGUUAGGCUACAGCCAUGCAGUCCAGACCAUGAUGCUGAUGGUGAUGAAGCAGGCCAGUGGACGGCCAUGGGGAGACCACGGUUUGUUCCUGCGCUACCACAUAGAGGCAGCCUCCAUCAAAGGCAUCAACAGCUUCCGCCAGUACAAGACAGACCUCACCACCGUCGGCAGACUGCUGGAAGGAAUGUUUCGGAAGCUGAAUAACCUUCUGGAGCGUCUUCACCAAUCUUACUUCUUCUAUCUCAUGCCGUCCCUCUCCAACUUUGUCUCUAUCGGAUACUAUAUGCCUGCCUUUGGCCUCCUGGUGGUGAUUUUGCUGCUUCGUGCCUUAGACCUGUGGGUGUUGAUUGCCAAUCCACCUGCCAUAACAGCGGAUGGAGUUGCUGAUUUAGAGCAGCAGUCCAGUACGGGGGUUCUGUCAGUUCUGACUCCUCUGGUGAUCAGCCACCUGACUGGAGCAGCUUUGUACAUACUGCCAACCCAUUUCCAGGAGAUUGCUGUCGAACACUUCCCAGUUUCUGAGACCGAAGCUGUUGUCCUCACAGCCAUUGCUGUGUACACAGCAGGUCUGGCUUUGCCUCAUAACACACACAGGCUGCUGACCGGUGAGGGGACAGAGCAAGGCUGGAGGGUGCUGAAGCUCGUUGCUGUUCUCUACCUGGCCGUUCUGCUGGGUUGCACUGCCCUCAUUAACUUCUCCCUGGGCUUCAUCCUGGCUCUCACACUGGUGCCUGUGGCUGCUUUUGUUACACCCCACGUGCCCAAAGCGUUGUCAGCUGUCGUCUUGGUGAUCCUCAGCCCAGCCUGCACGCUCCUCUUCUCUGUGUUUUUCUUCCAAGAGCUCCAGGAAAUGCCUGUCAGCUUCCAAGAAGGCUGGCUGUUGUACCUGUCUGUUAUUUCCCAGGGAAUCCUGGACCAUUACUUGUACGGUUCUCUAGUUUACCCACUUGUUGCCUUAAUGAUUUAUCCUUGUUGGCUGCUGUUCUGGAAUAUCCUCUUCUGGAAAUAGCCUGCAGAUCUGCUGAGGGCUUGAGACUAUUAGAUGAUCCACUAGAGGAUGAAGCAAGGAAAUUUAUUUUGCAAAAAAGAAGUGACUCCCUCUGGUAACAUUUUGUUAUGAAUCUUCACUGAAGGUACACAUUUCUUUUUUUUUUUUUUAAGAUUGCAGCCAUUUUAUGGCCUCCUAAAACAUUUUAAGCAGCCAAUAAAUAAAACGGUUUUUACUUUACAUAACUAAGAUUAACAACCAGUUGUGGGAGUGGGAAGAUGUAAACUUAGGUAUAUGCCGUAUUUCAGUAAAUCAGUACAUCCAUAACAUUUUUAAUAACUGAUUCUGUCUUUUAGUGGGACGUCAUGCAAACAAAACUUUGAUAACUAAAAUAACUAUGUAAACAAAUGUGUGGGUGUACUAUGAUUUGUGAAAUGCUGUGAAUAGAAUAUUCCUUCUGUGAGGAGAGGGUUUUUUUUCUGGAUGGUUUGGGGUUUUUGGACUAAUAUAAAAGAAGCUGCACUGUUUAUAAAGAAAAUGUUCAAGAGAUGAUGCUAAUGAAAGAUGACCGUCAACAGCCUGCUUCUUAACAGUUGAAGCAAGCAUCACUUGGUGGAUUUUUUUUUUCUUUACUUUUGUUUAUUUGUGUUUGUUUCAUAUUUAUAACUUUUAAAGAUAU